Medicago truncatula (barrel medic) is the source of this 2210-nucleotide messenger RNA. RefSeq lists its product as uncharacterized. The transcript has 12 exons. Bases 114 to 1811 code for a protein of 565 amino acids. NCBI's taxonomy places the organism in Eukaryota, Viridiplantae, Streptophyta, Magnoliopsida, Fabales, Fabaceae. The record is from RefSeq and is a predicted model, not a curated record.
GGUGAAAGAAGAAACACGAAAAAUAAUCAUCACUAACAUCUCAGAUACAUACAUACAAUUACGAACAUUGCUUUGAUUCACGAAACUCCUCUUCUCUGCUUCAGCAUCCCAAAAUGGGCGACAAACGCAAGAAGCACCGUCGUUCGCGUGAUUCAACCUCCCCUUCUUCAUCCUCUCCCUGCACUGACUCCGAUUCCGACUCCGACCACUCUUCUCGUCGCCGCCGUCAUCGCCGUGAAAAGGAACGACGCAGAAAAAGCGACGGAAGCUCCAAACGUGAAAGAGAGAGCAAGAGAAAGGAAAAGAGAAAACGGAGAGACAGAGAUAGGAGAAAAUCCAAGAGGCAUCAUCACUAUUCCGAUGACUCCCAAUCUUCCGAAGAUGAAAUUCAUCCCCAAAUCGCACUCCGUGAAAUGAUGACUGAGUUUCCCAAUGUUGGCAACGAUUUGAUGCAGUUAUUGCAAAUGAUUGAUAAUGGACAAGCUGUGGACAUAAAGGAUAUAUCAGAGAAAUCUCUAGUGAAGCAUUUAAAGAGGCUUUUCAUUUCCUUAAAUCUUAAGGAAAAUGGGGAUAGAGUUUUUUUACUUCCUUCUAAAGCCUCCCCUACUUUAGAUGUUGUUGGUCCUCUAAUUCAAUCUAUGCAUCCUGGGAAUGAUCAAGCUGAUCCUUCUGCGGAAUUUCCCGAAACAUGUUCGGUUUCAGCUGAGCAGAUGGUAGAUGACCAUUCGACAGAACCUCCUGAGGAUCAUUCUGUUGGUCCUAGAAAAAGGGUGAUUGGCCCUGCAAUGCCGUCUGCUGAGUUACUUGCUGCUGCUGCCAAAUUAACAGAAGCACAAAAUGAAUUCAGAGAAGCUGAUUUGGACGACGAUACUGAACUAUUUGUGGGACCUCCACCUCCUGCUAUGGUUUCUGAAGCAGAAUCAGCUAACGAAGCAGAACGUUUUGAAGAGGUCACCAGGAUAAUGGAAGUUGAGAUCAACAGCCCAUAUGAUGUUCUAGGAGUUAACCAUAAUAUGUCCGAUGGUAACAUAAAGAAAAAGUACUGGAAGAUAUCACUAUUAGUUCAUCCAGAUAAAUGCUCUCAUCCACAAGCCAAUCAAGCAUUUAUUAAAUUAAAUAAAGCUUUCAAAGAGUUACAAGAUCCAGAAAAGCGGAAAGAAAUGGAUGAGAAAAUCAAACUCAAGCAAGAACAGGAGGACUUAAAGGCUGAACUUAAAGUCAUGCGAGAGGCUGCACUGUGGAGAAGAUCUCAAGGUAUAUCCAUGGAGGGCGAUGAUGAGCUUCUGGCACAGACAGAGGUUAAAGUGGAUCCCAAAAGAGAUGAAUGGAUGACAACACUGCCUCCGGAGAGGAAACCUGGUGGUGUGAGCAUGCAAUCGACCCAAUUUAGCCGGGGCACAAAGGAAGGUAGAGGAGACACUAGUAUUUGGACAGACACCCCGACUGACAGAGCUCAGAAAGCAAAGAUGAAUUAUUUGGAAGCAUACAAUCAGGCCACUGCACUAGCCUCAAACGAAGAAGAAAAGAAAAGGGCUAGUACGGAUGCAGAUUUGGUGGACAAAUAUAACAAAGCAAAACGAUCAAAAACGUUGGUGCAAAAACAUCGAGAAGAGGUUGCUAGCAAAUCCAAGAAAAAGUCCAACCAACAGACAGAUAAGGGAGAAUGGGUGGGUCAACAUCCAUGGAAGCCAUGGGACCGUGAAAAGGAUCUGGGAGCUGGGAGGAUGAAAGUAAAACUUGAUGCAGAAGGCAUGUCUGAGGGAUUAUCUUCAAGGUUUAAUUCUGGAAACUUUCAAAGGAACUUCCUUUGAUUCGAUCAAGAGUCAGUUUGCAUGUCAUCUGUCAAUCACUUUGUCUGGUCAAAGAUAUGUCCAACAAGCUUCUUGGAGAUUGGAUUAUUCAUUUUCCAGAUGGUGCUGUAUACAAUCACGUGCUUCAAAUGCAAUGUAGAGUUCUGAUUCUGCAAUUGGCUCGAGUACAAUUUUCAUUAAUAUACAGAUGUAUAUCUUUGAAGCAUGUUUAUGUGUAGUAUUUAUGUUUGUCGCACGUGGUUAUAGCUAGAAAAAUAGUGAAGAUAGUAUGCGUCUGGUGUAAAGUAUAUAUUUGAUUAACUGGCUGUGUGGUUUUACUGUCAUCGUUGGUCUUAAAAAAUAUCACUUAUAUACUACACUACACUGCAUAUGGUUCCAAGUAUUAGAUUCUCCACCUCA